Messenger RNA from Purpureocillium lilacinum, 1728 nucleotides. RefSeq lists its product as uncharacterized. Gene Ontology annotation, biological process: tRNA-type intron splice site recognition and cleavage; tRNA splicing, via endonucleolytic cleavage and ligation. Gene Ontology annotation, molecular function: tRNA-intron lyase activity; nucleic acid binding. Gene Ontology annotation, cellular component: tRNA-intron endonuclease complex. Lineage: Eukaryota; Fungi; Ascomycota; Sordariomycetes; Hypocreales; Ophiocordycipitaceae. The record is from RefSeq and is a predicted model, not a curated record.
AUGGCUGAAAUAGACGCUUCUUCCUCCAAACCCGCCGGCCCAGCCGACGCAGCCCCAGCCACCCCGGGCACCACCGCGCCGUCAUCCCAGAAGCGGGGGCCGUCUAUCCACCAGAUUUACGCCCUGCCAGCUCCGAUACGGACGUUUCCCCUUCCCGCGUUCUACCCGAACAACCCACUGUCACUUUUCCACGUCCUCUCGGCAUGGUUGAGCCAGACCUUUUCGCCGCCACCUGCGGAACCCGCAGUUGUCCACCAGGGCACCUGGUCCGACGUCACCACAUCCGUCCACGUCACCGAUGAAAAGUCGAUGAGGGCCUUGUGGGAGCAAGGCUUCUACGGCAAGGGCAGCCUCAGUCGCAGCGAACCCAACUGGCUCAAGCGAGAAGAGGUUCGGAGGGGUCUCCAAGAGGCUCAUGUCAGCGAACUCUUGACGGUCCAGCGCCGACAAGAACGUGCUCAGGCCAAGUGGGAGCGAGCAAGACUGGAGCAAGAAGCCAUUCGGAGUACCAAGCUGGAAGAGGCACGUCUGGCCGCGGUCCGCAACCAGGCAGCCUUGGCCAACCUGCUCCCGCCCCGACCCGUCGCGGUGGCACCCGUCGGGCCAAUGGAGCUUCUCCUGCUUCCAAACUCAGCAGCGGACCUGAUGGCCACGCAAUGCUCCCACGGGACCCGCGAGGAUCCUUCAACGACCCAUGGAACACCAGACGCACACGCCACCAGUGGACCUGUAGGCUGCCUUGGCGCGGCACCCGACAUUGGACGCGUCGACGGUGGUGAUGCACCGCAUCCGAGACAGGAGGAUGAUGCAGACAUGACCGAUAAGGUCGCCGGUGGUACACUGGAGAGUGCACGAUCAGACGAUGCCGACACGCCGCGCACACCGUCCAAGUCGGCCACCUCGUCAGACUCUUGCAGUGACAGCGUCGAAUCCAAAUCGCUGAAGCGUCAGAAGAGCGUCCGAUUUUCUCCAAAGGUGGAAUCAACAACCUUCCAGUUGUUUGAUCCGCCAAGUCCGAAUCACUCGUCGGCUGGGAAGGGCGACAACCCGCUGGCAAACGGUGACGGCAAGCUCAAGACGCGAGAUAUCCCUACCAUACCUCUGGUGGAUGUGGGCGCAAUUUCCAAGGGCAACACGCAGCCGAUCGUGAACAAAGAGCAUCUCCAGCUGACGCCUGAAGAGGCGUUCUUCUUGACAUUUGGACUCGGGGCGCUAAGCGUCCUUGACGGAGCUUCUGGCCAGCCCAUGUCUACUAAGGAGCUGUUCACCCUCUUCCGGCAGCACUCAUACUUUCCACCUCGGAUCGGGCCCGAAGAACCCGAGCUCGAGCCUGACGAUGGGUUUCUCGUGCACUACGCUGUAUAUCACCAUUUUCGAUCCUUGGGAUGGGUGCCACGUGCGGGCAUCAAAUUUGGCGUUGACUGGCUGUUGUACACGCGCGGGCCUGUGUUUGAUCACGCCGAGUUCGGCUUGAUGGUGGUGCCGUCAUACUCAGAUCCGUGGUGGAAGGAAUCAGGGAAGAAGGCACCUCACCGGACGUGGGCAUGGAUGCACAGCAUCGUGCGAGUACUAUCGCACGUCACAAAAAGCCUGGUCCUAGUGUACGUCGACGUUCCUCCCCCUCCAAAGUUUGAGGAAGCUCUGGACAAGGGAAUCGCGGAGGCACUCAGUCUGUACAAGGUCAGGGAGGUCAUGGUCAAACGCUGGUCCAGCAACCGAAACAGGUGA